GUGACUCACCUGGAAAAUACGCUAGGAGCCUCCGUUCAACAUGUUAAACUGAAACAAAUGAAGUAUUCUUUUCAGCUGUGGGUCACAAUGAUGUCAGCAAAAGCAUAUGAUGGGAAGGAACCUCUGAAAUUUGCGGAUCUGCUGAGUGACCGAGGGAAGCCUGUCAACCCUCUGUGGGAACUGGUUAAAUGGUGCCUGGGCCUAUCAGCGCACACCAUCCCUGCCAUCGGGCUGGCCUUGUUGGAAGAAAGGAUCAAAUACAACAGUGAGAAAUACAAAAAGUUUACGGCAGUGAAAGAAAGCCUGCAUAAAGAAUUGGUGGAGAUGCUCGGUGACGAUGGUGUCUUCUUAUAUCCCUCCCAUCCCACAGUGGCUCCCAAGCAUCACGUUCCUCUGGCAAGGCCUUUCAACUUUGCUUACACAGGUGUCUUCAAUGCCCUGGGUUUGCCCGUGACCCAGUGCCCACUGGGUCUGAAUGCCAAAGGACUUCCUCUAGGUAUCCAGGUCGUGGCUGGACCCUUUAAUGACCACCUGACCCUGGCUGUGGCCCAGUACUUGGAGAAAAGUUUCGGGGGCUGGGUCUGUCCUGGAAAGUUGUAGUAUGGCCUUCCCACAGUUUGUGAGUGUGUGUGUGUUCCUGUAAGCUGGGUGACGUCCAGCACCAGCAAGCAAGUAAAGAAAACACAACUGUAAAAUGAUCAUUUGUUCAGUUAUUCUUUCCACUCUGCUUUCCUUCACUGACCGUUGGCUUUAAUAAAAUGCUAAUAUUUAUUCCUGCCCUCAGUUUACUUACCCUCAGGAGGAGAUAAGCAUGUAAAGGAAUGAGUGCGGUAAAGUUUUCUGUAUGCUGUGAUGGUGUCUUUUCUAGGUACAAUCGGGAGAUCACAGAAGGAAAUACUCAAUUUGAAUUAGAGAAUCGCAACCAACUUCAGUCAUAGAGCAGAGGAUGCUGAAAGUGAGAUUGGAAACACGGUUAUGUGUUUGCCAGGUAGGUCGUGAGGUAAGGGAAUUCCACUUAGGAGCAUUAGUGACAAAGACGAGGCAUGGCAG
Artibeus jamaicensis (Jamaican fruit-eating bat) is the source of this 1050-nucleotide messenger RNA. RefSeq names its product fatty-acid amide hydrolase 2-like. Lineage: Eukaryota; Metazoa; Chordata; Mammalia; Chiroptera; Phyllostomidae. The record is from RefSeq and is a predicted model, not a curated record. The coding region runs from base 58 to 600 and encodes 180 amino acids. The transcript has 4 exons.